This is a messenger RNA of Saccostrea cuccullata (small rock oyster), 1188 nucleotides long. RefSeq names its product zinc finger CCHC domain-containing protein 12-like. Bases 1 to 1188 code for a protein of 395 amino acids. The transcript has a single exon. The record is from RefSeq and is a predicted model, not a curated record. NCBI's taxonomy places the organism in Eukaryota, Metazoa, Mollusca, Bivalvia, Ostreida, Ostreidae.
AUGUCUGAUCAAGAUAAACAAAAGGGUAGUGAGGAUGUGUCCUCAGCAGAGGAAAAGAAACUUGAUUUUGCUGGUGUUGCAACCAGUACCCCCAAAACCACAAAAGAUGGUAAAGAUGGUAAAACCACAAAAGAUGGUAACCCUUCAAAAACCACAAAAGAUGGUAAAACCACAAAAGAUGGUGACCCUGUUAAAACAUCAAAAGUCAGUGACCCUAUAAAAUCAGAGGUAUCUGUACCUUCAGAACAGAGUGCAAAACCAAAGGUAUCUGUACCUGAUUACAAUGCACCAGCUUUGCACCAGGGACAGAAACACAAUCCCUUUGCAAAGUUGGCAUGUAAUUUUGGUGACACUAGUACUAGCAGUAGCAAACUUCAAAAUACCUUUUAUGACAAAGAUGGUAAUAGCAUUAAUCAGGUGUAUGAAUUUAAUACAAACAUCCCAAGAAUCCCACAAUUUUCAGGGGAUGACCCUCCUCAAAAGGGGGAUGUUUCGUACAAAGAAUGGAGAUUCGAGGUACAGUGCCUGAUGCGUGACCCUGAUGUUAAAUCAAAUAUUCUGAUACAAAGUAUUAGACGGUCAUUAAGGGGUACAGCAAAAACAAUGUUGAUUCCGUUAGGUGAGAAAGCAGGUGUUAAGCAAAUUUUAGAGAAACUUGACAUUUUGUUUGGUGAAAUUUCCAACAAUGGCAUGAUUAUGCAAGAAUUUUUCAAUGCUUAUCAACUACCGGGUGAGUGCGUAACAUCGUUUGGUUGUAGACUGGAGACUAUGUUACAAAAUGCUAUCGAUAGUGGUUAUCUUGAUCGUGCAUCUAAGAAUGACUUGUUAAGGCAUAAGUUUUGGACUUCAUUAAGUUCAGAGAAGCUUAAGGCUCAAACGAGACAUAAAUAUGAUGACAUCAAGAAUUAUGACAGGUUGUUGUUAGAGAUUAGAAGGGUAGAAAAAGAAAUUUUGAUAAGUUCUAGCAUUUCAGAGAAAAAGCCAGUUGAUGGGUUGUCUAGGAAGCCGGAGCUCUUCUCUGAGGCUAUUAAGGCCAUAUGUCAGUCUGUAUUAUGUGGUGUUCCAUAUUGCCAGACUAUUGUAGAUGACUCGUUAUCAGAUUCAGCUAGUUUUGAGGAUGAAGAAUCCCAUUAUCUCAGUGACAUUAACUGGAGAAGAGAGCAUUUGUUGGGUGAAGAUUCCAAUUGA